Messenger RNA from Melitaea cinxia (Glanville fritillary), 1407 nucleotides. RefSeq names its product putative neutral sphingomyelinase (gene nSMase). The transcript has 7 exons. Gene Ontology annotation, molecular function: sphingomyelin phosphodiesterase activity. Bases 1 to 1395 code for a protein of 464 amino acids. NCBI's taxonomy places the organism in Eukaryota, Metazoa, Arthropoda, Insecta, Lepidoptera, Nymphalidae. The record is from RefSeq and is a predicted model, not a curated record. Gene Ontology annotation, cellular component: cytoplasm.
AUGGAUAACUCGCCAAUAGUUGUCGAUAAUAACAAAUCUAGAAAACGAAUCAGAGAUCCCACAAAAUGGAAAAGAAAUUUGGAGAAAUUGGAGCGAGAGAAUAGAGAGAAUAUAAGAGAAUUACCCACAUUGUCCUAUUAUGAUAAGCUCCUACCUCAAAAUAUAGAUAGCGGAAGAUGCGAACUACAUGAAGAAGAAAACGAAGAAGCAUUUGUCAAGAAAAUUUUGAUCUACCUGAUGGGAAUUCCAAUUGUUUCCAAGAACCGAAAAGACAGGAUAGAAGCAAUAGCCAAAUACUUAGUAAAUGCCUCUCAUAACAUUGUCUGUUUGCAAGAGAUUUGGAGUGAGAAAGAUUAUUUAUAUUUAAAAAAGCAGCUACAAAAUUAUCUUCCGUUUAGCCAUUACUUCUACAGUGGAGUCCUUGGUUCUGGUCUGUGUGUGUUCUCAAAAUGGAUGAUACAAGAUGUUUUCUUCCAUCAAUGGCCACUCAAUGGAUAUAUUCAUAAAAUACACCACGGAGAUUGGUUUGGAGGAAAGGGGGUCGGCUUGUGCAGAAUCAAAUGUAACAAUAGGCUUAUUAAUGUCUAUUGCACACAUUUGCAUGCAGAGUAUAAUGAAGAUGAUAUAUAUUUAGCACAUAGAGUAUUACAAGCAUAUACAACUGCAGAAUUUGUUAAUCUAACUACAUCUCCAGCUGACGUGUCCAUACUUGCUGGUGAUUUAAACACUGCGCCUGGUGACUUAUCAUAUAGAUUAAUUACUCAUGUUCCAAUGCUUAUUGAUCCCUGCCGUUUAGAAUGUAAAAAUAAUGACAGCAUUGAUAAAUUUUUAGGAACUUGUGAUAAUAUUAACAAUAGUUAUUCUGAUCCCAAGCUUGUGAAAGUUUGUCCGCAAGGCAAAAGAAUAGAUCACAUUCUGUUUCAUGUUAAUCCUUCCUUGGAGGCUGAGGUGGUUAAUUUUGGCAACCCACUAGAACAUCGAGUUCCUGGCAAACAAUUUUCAUAUUCUGAUCAUAAUGCUGUCAACUUGGAAUUAAGAAUUACACCAUCGACCAAUCAAAUAAACCAAAGACAAUUAAGCAUGGAAGAGCAUCUUCAUGAUACCAUACAAGAAGCGAUUAAUGUUUGUAAAGAAGCAACUGUAACAAUUGCAAAGUCAAAAAAAAUAUUUAUAACAACUGGAGGCCUUAUUUUUAUGUUCUUAUUAGGUUCUGUAGAUUUUUGGCCGAAUAACAUAUUUUCUGAUAUAUUUAAAAUCAUAAUAACUGGUAUUAGCUUCUACUACAUUAUCAUGGGAACACUGUGGAAUAGAAUUGAAAUGAAUAGUUUGAAAGCUGGUUUAACUGCUCUAGAAAAUUUCUACAAAAGUAGAAAUGAUGAUCUAAUAAAUAAAUAAUAAUAUUGCAUA